Penaeus vannamei (Pacific white shrimp) is the source of this 3347-nucleotide messenger RNA. The record is from RefSeq and is a predicted model, not a curated record. NCBI's taxonomy places the organism in Eukaryota, Metazoa, Arthropoda, Malacostraca, Decapoda, Penaeidae.
AUGGGAGUCCUCAGCACCAUACCAAACCUUGUGUUAGGUGAGUGGCAGUGGCAUAACAAACACAGUUGGUUCCGGUGGUGCUGUUGGUGGCGUAGGUGGUGGUGGGAGCAGUACUGUUGGUGGCGGUGUAGCGCCUGGCAGCACAGCCGGUCUGGCCCCAGGUCAGGUUACCUACUUGACUUCUGCGGUGCCAGGUGGAGGAGGAACCCCGGGCUUGACCCUGCGACAAGUACAUCAGGUCUUGAACCACUUACAGGUGCAAGGCAAGACGGGAGGGGGCACAGUGGGAGGGGGAGGUGGUGGCUUGUCCCUGAAGCUGCUAGGUUCAGGCCAAGCGGGGGUGGCGGGGGCCAGAUCAACCUUUGUGCUACAGCAAGAGAAGGAGCCUUCCUGACCUCCUGGGGCAGGGGGUCAGCCCUCUUCAACCCUGCCCAUAAACCUCUCGUCAGGGGGAACGGAAGGCUUUCAAGGGGCUACCGCCGCCACAGCACCUGCCCCGCCCUUGCCUCAGGUGGCCACUGUGGCCUUGCCCUUCUGGAGCAACCGGCCCGUCUGCCACAAUAAUAACAACAACAACAACACGAACAACAACAACUACGUGAAGGUGCGACCAGCAGGUGUGUGGCCCCCAAGCAGUGGCGGCUCUGUGCGUGUGUCACAGGUUGAGCCCCCAGCCGAGCCCACCCUGGCCUUGGGCGGUGGGGGCGGGGGCCCUAGCAUGGCCAUGGCCGGCACCCUCACGGACCUCGGGGACGUGAUGCCCCCACCCCCCGUGGCCACGUCCAACGCUCAGGUUUUGGUAGCCAAUGAGGCCCCACUCUUGGCCCAAGACAGACCCUUGUACAACAGCGGCACAAAGAGCCCAUCCCUGUUAUGUGUAGUCCUGGACGACUGAGGGGCCACGUUUUGGUUGUUCUGUAAUGUUAAUUACAUCAUUUGUUAUAGAUAGGCAAGUGUUGCUCCAGCGUGCAGUGAUAUUGUGAGACAAUAUCUGUUCUUGUGUGAUAUGUAGCUCUUCACUAGUGAGCACUAGUGAGCCAUGACAAACAGACAAACAAACAAAAAAAAUAACAAAAAAACCAAGACGAGCAGAGGCAAUAGUGCAGUUACAUAGCAGGCCCUCCUAUACGCUUAACCUUUGUCUCUUGUGUGAUACAAGUGCAUGCUGAAGAGACUUUUUUGUAUUUAUCUGUGAUGUUUUUGUACGCUGGUGAGCCUUGGCAGCCGGGCUGGGCUGGAAGGGGCAGGGCGGUGGGGAUGUUGACGCGCGGCAGGUGAGAGUGGGAGAGCCGGCCGUCACCGCGCAGCUGCAGCUCAGGCGUUGGUGGUGCUCGCCCCAACACUCUUUCGUGAGGUUUGCACUUGGAAAAAAAAAGUUUUUUUAAUUUUUUUUUUUCAAGUACUUGUGGUUUCUGUCUUUUUUUUUAUAUAUCUCAAAGCCACCCGAUGUAAUAUAAUAUUCUAGUCUUUGUUGAUACUUGUUUACACACUCUCACUCUCUUUGUAUUGAUGUUCCCUUUCUUCUUUUUGUUUUUAUUUUUUAUUUCUCAUUUUUUCCAUACACACUGCCAUCCUCGCCAUCCAGUGUUUCCUACUUAAAUACUUGUUAUAAAGUGUUGAUGGUGGUCUGCACACAAACAUUCCCUUCUUAGGCAGUGCACUGCCACUUCUGUCUCACCACAAACUCUCUGUAACUUUGUAAUUUUAGUUCCCUUCCCCCUUCCCUCCUCCCCUCCCCCCCAUUAAAAAGAAUCCUUCAUCUCUUCAUAAUACUUACCUCUACUCCUCUUAUUUCUCCCUUUUACCCUUCCCUUUCAUCCUUCCCCUUUCCUCCUUCCCCUUUCCUCCCUCAGCACUUGAAUUUUCAUUCACUGUCCACCUUUCUCUCUACCCCUCAACACUGUUUGUGCAAUGUCAUAUAAUCCACUUUGUGCAUGGUCUGAUCAGUCAUUGUGUGUGUCUCUUGCUCUCACACUCACUCCUCCUCUUGUAACUGUGCAACUUCGAACAAAAAAAAGGAAAAAAAAAAAGCAGAGCAAGCAUUAUUCUGGAAUGGUCACUUUCAUUUAUGUCUUGUUGAAAAUUACUCGUAAUUCAGCUGACCCACACCCAGAAAUCAGUCGUCACGCCUUGGAAAUUAUUACCGAAGAAUAGUGCUUGCUGUACCUCCCUGUUGUUGAUGAUUUGGGGGCUGUUCAUAUGUCCCAAGCACCUAAUCAUUCAGUACUCCUAUGUCCUUUUCUUAUUGCACAUGUUGUAGUAUGGUGUGAGUAGUAUCUACAGAGACAGGUGUAAUCAUUCCAGACAAUGGUACAUUAAAUAUUAAUUUGAGACAUUCAGCUGGUGCAAUGUAGGGGUAGCAGGAAACAGCAUCCAAGAGCAUCUGACAGAUCUGUUGGGAAACGGUCCUCUCUCUGCAUAGGUAUCAUUAUUAUUGUUGUUCUAUUGGUAACUUGAUAUAUGAAAUAGUAGUAUAGAAUAUUUUGAAGUUUUUGAGUAGUGCUCUAUUUUUUUUAUUAUUUUUAUUAUCCUUUUUUUUUUUAUCUAUCUGCUUAUAAAGGAGUGUUAGUAGCAUUUCCUUUCAUACAGAGUUCCUAUUUAUUUUUGAAGAAAAUCAAAAUCAAAAUGAAAGUGUAAAGUAGUGGAGAAGUCGUUUCGAGUCAAUUUCAUAGGAUGCUUUCGGUGCUCCAGAAUCUUGUGUAACCCCAAAUUUAACUGUUAUAUAUUCUUUCUAUCUCUUUUUUUUUACAUUCUCAUUUUUUCUUAUUUUCAGUUGUUUUUUCCUACUUGUUUUGAUUUUCUGUCUGUUUAUUUUUUACAAUAAUAAGUCUUUGUUGUUGCAAAUUUUGUUUUCUACAACCCCCUCUCUCUUUUUUUUUUUCCUCUUUCUUCAACUUUCGUCUAAUUUCUUUUUCGUGAAAUGCAAAUUGUAUAACUUAUAAUCGUUAUUGUCUCCAUUCUCCUCCUUGAUAUGUGUAUAUUUAUAUUUUUGUGUGUGUUUUACUAUUUAGUUUCUCUUUGUUUCCAUUUUGUUUACCUUUUUUUUUUUCUUUAAUUUUCUUCUCUUUUUCGUUAUUUCUUAUCUGGCUUCCCUUGCUCUUUUUUUCUCCCCCAUAUUGUUAGGCUCAGGGACCAAAGUUAGACGACAUUUGUUUGCUGGACUAUUACUGAUACGACAAAUGCCCUUCAUUUCUGUAAUGACGAUGACUAUGAUGAGGAUUGCACUAAAACCACUUUGCAUCUGUUUUUCAUUAUUGUUUUUGUUAUUGUUAAAGUUAUUAUUAUUAUUAUUAUUAUUAUCAUUAUCAUUAUUAUUAUUGUUAUUAUCAUUAUUUAUUGUUAUUAUU